Naegleria fowleri is the source of this 2244-nucleotide messenger RNA. RefSeq lists its product as uncharacterized. NCBI's taxonomy places the organism in Eukaryota, Heterolobosea, Eutetramitea, Acrasida, Naegleriidae. Gene Ontology annotation, molecular function: serine-type endopeptidase activity. The transcript is spliced from 3 exons. The record is from RefSeq and is a predicted model, not a curated record. Gene Ontology annotation, biological process: proteolysis. The coding region runs from base 1 to 2244 and encodes 747 amino acids.
AUGCUUCACUCCAUCUUGGACCAAGCGACCAAUGUCAAGGAAACGAUUCCGAAAAUUGAAUGCAGCUCUCUCCGAGACCAACCGAAAGUAGUAGCGGAGAGAAAGGAUCAUAUCACAUCUUUUCAUGGACGAAAAUUAUCAGAUCCGUAUUAUUGGCUCCGAGAACGAGAAAAUAGUGCCGUAAGAAAAUUAAUAGAUAGCGAGAAUCAAUAUCAAAAGGAAAAGAUGAAGCCUUUAAAGAAUUUACAGGAUACCAUCUUCAAGGAAAUUAAGGACAGAAUAUUGCAAACUGAUGAAUCAGUGCCAUAUGUCUGGAAAGAUUACUUGUACUAUACAAGGACUGAAGACGGAAAAGAUUACAAGAUUUAUUGCAGAAAAGCUCUCGAAGAAGGUAGCAAGGAAGAAAUUCUUAUUGAUUUAAAUGAAUUAUCCAAAGAGCUCGAAACAGACUUUUUAGAGCUUGGAAUGUAUGAAAUUUCGCCUGACCAAAAAAUUCUGGCAUUCUCAAUUGAUGUAGAUGGUGACGAGUUCUAUGAUUUGUAUUUUAAGGAUUUGACAAAUGGAAAAAUUUAUUCGUUCUUUAUUAGUAAGGAUGAAAAUUUAGACACAAGUUUUGAAUUUGGAAAUGAUUCUAGAACUGUUGUAUUUGCUGUCUGUGACGAAGCACACAGGCCGUAUAGAGUUUACAGAAAAACUCUCGCAAUGAAUAGUUUUGUGGACAAGCUUGAAGAUUGCCAAACAAUAAGCGUGAAAGAAGAUUGCGAAUUGAUAUUUGAAGAACUUGAUGAAAGGUUUUUUGUUUCUGUGUGCAAGACAUUAUCAGAAGAGUUUAUAUUUAUUGACACCUGUUCCAAUAACACAUGCGAGUACCAUUACAUUCGAACAGAUGAUUUACCCAAAGAUAAUUUGAGACUCUUUGCUAAUAAGAAGAGAAAAGAAGGAGUUGAGUUUUAUAUUUCUCAUCAUACUAACCAUUUCUAUGUUUGGCACAAUGACGAUGGUUACAUUAAUUUUAGAUUAAUGAGAACACCUGUUGAAAAUCCUGAUUUCAAUAAUCUUGAAGAAGUUUUACCAUAUAAUCCAGAGUUUUAUACAGAGGAUCUUGUUUGCUUUAAAGACCAUCUAGCAUUAUUUGGAAGGUCAGAAGGAGUUCCAAAAUUGAUAAUUCUCGACCCUCACAAUGUCAACUCACCCAAAGAAGUGGAGUUCAACGAACCUUUCUAUGAAUUAGAACCUUGUGAAAAUUAUACUUUUGACAAUUCUCGAAUUAGGAUUGUGUAUUCAUCAUUUAUUACUCCAACAACAACUUAUGAAUAUGACAUGCAAAACCACGAAUUUAACAUUCUCAAGCAAGAGGUAGUAUUGGGCGACUUCGACCCAAAUCAAUACAUGCAACGAAAAAUACUAGUUACAGCAAGAGAUGGAGUUAAAAUUCCAAUUGGGCUUGUUUACAAAAAACGUAACAAUUCAGACACGGGAAUUGAAUUAGAUGGGAACAACCCGCUUCUGUUGUAUGGAUAUGGAGCUUAUGGUUGUUCUCUUGAUGCCUAUUUUUCACAUGCGAUUUUUUCUCUUCUUGAUCGAGGAUUUGUGUACGCCAUUGCAGGAGUGAGGGGUGGAUCAGAGAAUGGAAGAGGUCAUUAUCAGGAUGGAAAAUUAUUGAAAAAGAAAAAUAGUUUUUAUGAUUUUAUUGAUUGUGCUGAAUAUUUAAUUAAGGAAGGUUGGACCAACCCCAACAAACUGGUCAUAGAGGGAGGAAGUGCUGGAGGACUCUUGAUUGGUGGUGUACUUGCUUUUAAUCCUGAAUUAUUUAGGGCUGCAAUUUUGGAGGAUCCCUUUGUUGAUGUGAUUAAUUCCCUUUCAGAUCCUUCCAUUCCAUUAUCAGUCACAGAAUAUGACGAAUGGGGUAAUCCUCAAAAUGAGAAACAUUUCGAAUACAUGUUAUCGUAUUCACCAUAUGACAAUAUGGAUAAGGAGGAGAAUGUUGAGAAAUCGUAUCCAGCCAUAUUGAUCGAUCAUGCAUUGAAUGAUUCACGAGUUCAAUAUUGGGAAGGUUUAAAGUUUGUCGCCAAGUUGAGAUACUUUUAUUCAACACCUGAAAGAACUCGUUAUUUUCCAACACCUAGUCUUAUUCUCUGCAAAACAAACAUGAAACAAGGACAUGGAGGAGCAAGUCAAAGAUAUGAAGCAUACAAGGAAAUUGCCUACAGAUAUUCUUUUGUGAUUAGUCAAGUACAGCAGUAA